AUGGUGUCGAUAGUGGAUAAGAUCAAGAAGAUACGCAUUCACCGUCGGAAGAAACCUGUGGAACCAGCCGAUAAUAAUAGUAAUAACAUCAACAAUAAUGGUGAAGACGUUCCGCCACCGGGGGACGAUCCUGAGUAUAUGAAGAUGAUUGAUGCGAGGAUAGAGAAGAAACUGUUGAGCUUGCCCGUGGUCACCACGACCACAGUGUCGAGUGACGAGACUCUCAAUGAAGACGCAAACAAUUACAAGUAUAUAGUAGUCACCAACGCGCAGGAGUUCAGAUUCAAGAAGUACAGACGGGAUAACCAUCAUCAGGGGGAACAGAAGGACCCUACAAGCAAGAGACUGACGAGUGAGCGCAUCUUGAAGAUGAUAAACUUCGACAACCAAUACAGGAUGGACCUCGAGGACGAACGCUACGUGCGAUUUACUAACAAAUACUACUGCUGUAGCAGAAGCAACAGUAGUAGCGAUAGUACUCACCACCAUUGCCAUUCAUCAUCGAUCGUCGCAGCUAAAUUUCGUAUGUAUAAAAAAAGUGGGUACCCACAUUUUUUAUUUUUUUUUGCCUUUUCACUUUUUCCCAGUUUUCUCGGCCGCUCGCGCCGUGAUCUGAUUCGCCGCAGGGGCAAACGGGGGCAGAAUGGAGGAGAAUGA
Messenger RNA from Kazachstania africana CBS 2517, 657 nucleotides. RefSeq lists its product as uncharacterized. The transcript has a single exon. Bases 1 to 657 code for a protein of 218 amino acids. The record is from RefSeq and is a predicted model, not a curated record. Lineage: Eukaryota; Fungi; Ascomycota; Saccharomycetes; Saccharomycetales; Saccharomycetaceae.